Molecule: messenger RNA, 2335 nt
Organism: Pseudopodoces humilis (Tibetan ground-tit)
Lineage: Eukaryota; Metazoa; Chordata; Aves; Passeriformes; Paridae
Gene: LIN52
Product: lin-52 DREAM MuvB core complex component
Biological process (GO): regulation of DNA-templated transcription
Cellular component (GO): DRM complex
Source: RefSeq, a predicted model, not a curated record
CCGGUCACGUGAGGCGCGCGCCAUGGCGGCUCCCGCGGACGGCGCCGACCUGGAGGCCUCGCUGCUGAGCUUCGAGAAGCUGGACCGCGCCUCCCCGGACCUGUGGCCCGAGCAGCUGCCCGGGGUUGCCGAGUUCGCCGCCUCCUUCAAAAGCCCCAUUACAAGUUCUCCUCCCAAGUGGAUGGCUGAAUUAGAAAAUGAUGAUAUUGAUAUGUUGAAGGAGUUGGGGAGCCUCACUACAGCUAACCUGAUGGAAAAGGUUCGGGGCCUGCAGAACCUGGCUUAUCAGCUGGGACUGGAUGAAUCUAGAGAAAUGACUCGAGGGAAAUUCCUGAACAUCCUUGAGAAACCCAAGAAGUAGCUGCAUCUAGCAUUUGGAUGAAAAUACCCCAACUAGGUAAUUUUAUGUACUGUGGAUCCAGAUGAAGCCCAGAAAGUCUAAGAAGAACAAAGCUCUUGCUCUAGACCUUCAGAAGCAAACAUCUCUUUUUGCUUCCACAGCUCAUCUCUUUACAGAGGAAAUGUACCAUAAGCACAGUUCUCAAGGACUGCAGCUGGUUGCAUUGGAAUUUGGACUUCAUCUGACCAUAGGAUGUCCAACAGGAGGACUUGGCCCUGACAUGCUGUGACACAGUUACCUGUUUCAAUCAGCAGCUCAAAGUGAAGAGCCAGUAUCCUUAUUCAGCUGCUCUCAGGAGGCAGCCUGUUUGAAGUACACAGCAGAUCUGACACUGGCCCAGUGUCCAUUAUGAGGCCUUGACCCUUUUGUGUGUCUUUUGUCUUCGAUGCAUUGAUUUCCUGUGUGUGACAUCGGUGCCGAAGUAUUCGAGGUGUGGAUUGACCAAGAGCACUGGCUCAGCAGGAGCAUAUGCUUUUAGUGUAGCAGCUGAGUGCAGUCUCUGCACUAGGUUCCAGUUGCUCACUGCCUUUAGAGAAGCACAUCUGGUGCUCUGAGGAAGACCUCCAGACCUUUGGUGUGCCGGGAGCUUCAUUUCACUGCUAAAUGAUUCUCUAAGUGAAAUUGAAACUAACAGACCACAGGGAGUAAGAAGUGUAUCUCAGGGAAGAUAUCCUCACAGAAGCUUUGGCCAGUACACAAGGAAACAGCUUUGUCAGUCCUCUGAAAUUCUUUGCUUCUUGCAGGGCAGAAACUGUAAAGAGUUAUAAAGUGUAAAGAUGGUAAUGUUUUCAGUUAUCACUCCAACAAGUGGCAACAGGACUGUUAGCCACAUUGUGAUGAUGGCUGUACACGGUCUCAGCAUCUAAGAAAAUAAUGUUUUGUGGUAUUUUUAAUUGCUUAUAAACCAGCACCUCAAAAUCUUCUUCUCCUACAAAACCAGAAUUUUUAAGAUAGAAACUUCUCUGAGCUGCUCCCUUUCAGAACACUGUGAUUACAAUUUAAUGCCUUUUUCUUCUCUUCAUGCGCUCUUACACAUUUCCCCCCUUGGAAGAGGUACAGAGCAUGUUCAGACUUUUUGUUUUAUUUAAGAGAAUAUUUUUUUUCAUUCCAUCCUCUUUCCUUUUCCUAGAAAACAACAGUUUAAACAUUAGUAAAUAUGUUCUUUUUUAGGAUACAACAUAAAUACAAUAAAUAUGUUGAAACAUAACAUAACAUGAUGUUCUUUUUACCAUGCAGGCUUUUCAAAACGUGUCAUUUCUCAGGCUGUAGUCACAUAUGAGAGAAGAAAUUAUUUGGAAAUAGUACAUGUAACAGGCUGUCCUUACAGCAGUGCAUUUUUCUGGCUUUGCAGGAAGAGGAGGCUCUUUUUGGGUGCAUGUGUAAUAAAGAGGGGAAGGUUUGGUUUUUUUUAUCAAAUAGACUUCUGAGUUUUACUGAAUUGAUGGUGAUUGCGGUCUGUGGUUUUGGUUAUUGCCAGUCAGAACUAGGCUUGUUUGGGACAGCUCCAGUUAACUAAGUAGUUAAAUCCUACAUCCUGGAAAGACCCUGCACAAAUUUAGAAAUAUCAGGAGCCUGAUUUAAGACUUAACAGAGUUAUUUCUGUCCUUCACAGUUUAUGCAGGGCUGAGCUUAACAGGAAUUCCGUCCCUUGAGAACAUGAGAAUUAAGACAGAUGAAAGAGAAGAGAAGCUGAAAGUGGUAGUUCAGGAACAGAAAAACCCAGUGGUGCAAACUGAUGUUGAUGUAGCUUUAAGCAUUGAAUUACAGAUUUGAAAUGCAAAUUUAAGUUUGUAUAUUAUAUAUGUAAUAUAUGUACACAUAUAUGACAUAAUGGGAUACUUCAUCUGUAUCACCAGUAUUAUUUUGUGCAUUUUAUAGAGGUUUCUUGGUCCAACACAUUAAGGAAUUGAGAUCUAAAAGGAGGAUAGAGGAAAA